UUACAGAUGAAGUGAUUUCCUGCAGGGAUAUAUCUAACAACAACUUCAUAGGUGCUACUCAGUCAACCAUUUGUCCAUCCUCAGACCCGAACAUGCUUGCAAGCUACUCUUCUGUACAGGACAAAUUAAUCCGGCCAUGCCUACGAAAAGGUUUCCCUUGUCCUGUAGAACCAAAAAAUUACAAGCUGUUUAUAAAUUGUGGAGGCAGAAAAAUAACUAUUGAUGGGGAGGAAUAUGAAGAAGACUUGGUAGGAAAAGGCAGUAGUAUGUUUGAUGAAAGGGAGAAGUGGGCUGUUAGCAGCACAGGGACCUUCAUGGACAAUAAUGGUACUCUUCGUGAUAUUUACGUACCCAGGAGUAUGUCCAAUCUUUUAGCCCAGAAAAACAUUGAGUUGUACAGUACGGCACGUGCUUCUGCCAUGUCCCUUUCAUAUUAUGGGCUUUGCCUCCAGAAUGGUAGCUACACUGUUGACCUCCAUUUUGCUGAAAUACAAUUCACUGAUGACCACACUUUUAGCAGCCUUGGGAAACGCAUAUUUGAUGUGUAUAUUCAGGGCAAGAAAGUACUGACUGAUUUCAACAUAAGGACGGAAGCAAAGGGUCCAGGUAUCGGUAUCAACAGAACCUUCACCACUGAUGUUACAGAUCACACUCUUGAGAUCCACUUCUAUUGGGCUGGAAAAGGGACCACAAGCAUCCCUUGGAGAAGUUUCUAUGGCCCCCUCGUGUCAGCCAUUAGAGUGACACCUAAUUUUAUCCCAGAGAUUGAUGGUGAUGACAAGUUUUCCACUGGAGCUAUUGUUGGGAUUGUGGUUUGUUCUUCCUUUGUGGUCUUCUUAAUUUUGGCCCUCCUUUAUAUGAAUUGCUAUUUGGGAGGCAAUGAUAAAGAGAACAAAGAAUUAAGAAGCCUUGAGCUUCAAACAAGUUACUUUAGCUUAAAACAGAUCAAAGCUGCUACAAAGAACUUUGAUCCUGCAAAUAUGAUUGGUGAAGGUGGCUUUGGGCCGGUUUACAAGGGUGUCUUGCCAGAUGGAUCAUUCAUUGCAAUUAAACAACUUUCAUCUAAAUCGAAGCAAGGGAACCGUGAGUUUGUCAAUGAAAUUGGCAUGAUUUCUGCCUUGCAGCACCCAAAUCUUGUAAAGCUAUAUGGUUGUUGUAUAGAAGGCAAUCAGUUAUUGCUAAUCUACGAAUACAUGGAAAACAACUGUCUCUCACGUGCUCUCUUUGGUCCAGACGAGUCCCGGUUGAAACUAGAUUGGCCUACAAGACUCAAGAUUUGCAAAGGAAUAGCAAGAGGCCUGGCUUAUCUUCAUGAAGAAUCAAGACUGAAAAUUGUUCACAGAGACAUCAAGGGCACCAAUGUUCUCCUUGAUAAGGAUUUAAAUGCCAAGAUAUCUGAUUUUGGUUUGGCAAAACUUGAUGAAGAGGAAAAUACCCACAUCAGCACAAGAAUCGCAGGAACAAUGUAA
This is a messenger RNA of Amborella trichopoda, 1469 nucleotides long. The record is from RefSeq and is a predicted model, not a curated record. NCBI's taxonomy places the organism in Eukaryota, Viridiplantae, Streptophyta, Magnoliopsida, Amborellales, Amborellaceae.